This is a messenger RNA of Psammomys obesus (fat sand rat), 1271 nucleotides long. RefSeq lists its product as uncharacterized. The record is from RefSeq and is a predicted model, not a curated record. The transcript is spliced from 4 exons. The coding region runs from base 187 to 540 and encodes 117 amino acids. Lineage: Eukaryota; Metazoa; Chordata; Mammalia; Rodentia; Muridae.
CAAGCAGGAGCACAGACAAACAGGCGCUCGAGCGAGCAAGCAGGCGUGUGUUCGCGGCGGGGCCCACGAGCGCCCAAGGCGCUGCCCUGGUGGCCGGCUCAGCUGACCUCCCGCCGGGCAAAGUGAAGGCAGUGUCAGAAACACCACACCAGGCUCCUAUGUAAAGAAACUACCGUGACACUCGCCAUGGCGUAUGGCUUGCCGAGAAGAAACACAGUACAAACCGUUUUGAAAGGGAGCUGUUAUAAUGUACAGGAACCAUGGGACCUUGCAAAGCUCACAAAGAUCUGGUAUACAAACUUAACGAAUGUAAGGUUGCCUUUCUUGGGAGAAAUUGCGUUUGGUAAUCCUGUGAAGCUCAAGAGAUGCGAAACCAAUAUGGAUGGCAUGUUACCUUCAGUGCAAUCCAUCAGAGGGGAAGAGGAAUAUGAAUUAAAGCGUCUCACAAAGCUGAAGCUACAGGAGACUGCAUGGGAGGAGAUCCAGGUGUCCCUAAAGAAAAAGAAAGCUGGCUUGAGAAGACCGCUCCAGCCCAAGUGAUCCCAGCUGAAUCCGAACCUGCUUUUGGCAUCCACGGGAUGAAGGUCUCCGACUCUUUCACUGUGUUCAGUGGAUACAGUGGUGCCUAUGGGUGACUGGCCCGGUGGACCCUGCAACAGAGCCCUUGAGCUCCUGUUACACUUUUGUGUCAUCCAGCAGCCCUCCCUGCAAGUAGAUGAAAAGAGCGCCUGGAAUCUAGUCAUUGUGUGUCACCUGUUUGCUUCAGUGCUUACUUAAGAGUGCAUGGGGGAAGGACAGGCCUGGUGAGGGGGCGCUCUGAAGAGACAUUGAGUGUGUGUCUUUGAGAUUUCAAGGAGAAUUCCCAAAACAGAGAUCAGAAAAAAAGCUUUCUUAAAAAAAAUGAUAAAACUGCAAAUUUUCACCCGGUUAAAAAAGUGAUAGGUUUCAUUUCGUUUGCUCUACAGUUGCCAACUUUCAGUAAUGUCUCAGUUAUUCCCAUGUGGCACUUUAUUUUUAUUUUAUGUUAUAUCAUGUGAUUCUUUAUGACUUACUUGGCUUUCAUUCUCCUGGGGAAAAAAAUGUCAGCUCUCUCCACAGUGGACCUGGAUCGGGGGCCUCGAAGGUGUGUGAAAGGGACUGGAAGGGACAAAGAGGGCCUUACUAUGAGGAGAGCUCGUAUUUGCAGAGUGGGGAACGAGAAAUUAACUGGAAAGAACCCAAUGUGUAUGAGCAAAGUUUUCUAGAAUUUGAACACAAUAAAGCGUAUUUGG